GACGUCCUCCCAAGAUGGCGGAGAGAGAGUGAAGAAACUGUGUUGCCCCUUGGGUUGCUAUCGAACAAGGGUAGAAUUCUGUUCUGAUAACAAAAUGCAGUAUUUCCACCACUGUGAGCACCUUUUAGAGAGACUGAACAAACAACGGGAAGCAGGCUUUCUUUGUGACUGCACUGUAGUGAUUGGGGAAUUCCAGUUUAAAGCUCAUAGGAAUGUGCUUGCCUCCUUUAUUGGAAUGUUAAAGAAAUUCAUCAGGCUGCUGACUAUCUCAAAGUGGAAGAGGUGGUCACUAAAUGUAAAAUAAAGAUGGAAGAUUUCGCUUUUAUUGCUAAUCCUUCUUCUACAGAAAUAUCUAGUAUUACUGGAAACAUUGAGUUGAACCAACAGACUUGUCUCCUUACUCUGCGAGAUUAUAACAAUCGGGAGAAAGCAGAAGGAUCUACAGAUUUACUUCAGACAAACUCUAAACAAGGAGCUUUGGGAAGGAAGUCAUCUCAAACUAAAAAGAAAAAGAAGGCUUUCAAUUCCCAGAAAAUAGAACAGAAUAAAACAGUGCAAUAUUCCAGUGACAUUUUAGAGAAUGCAUCUGUUGAAUUAUUCCUAGAUGCAAAUAAGUUGUCUACACCCAUAACAGAACAAGUUGCACAAAGAAAUGAUAACUCAGAACUGGAGUUGACAUCAGUUGUGGAAAAUACUUUUCCAGCACAAGAUAUUGUACAGACUGUCACUGUGAAACGGAAACGUGGAAAAUCUCAACCAAACUGUGCUCUGAAAGAACAUUCUAUGUCUAACAUAGCCAGUGUCAAGAAUCCUUAUGAGCUGGAAAGCUCUGGGGAAGAGCUGGAUCAAAGGUAUUCCAAGGCAAAGCCAAUGUGUAACACAUGUGGGAAAGUGUUUUCAGAAGCCAGCAGCUUGAGAAGGCACAUGAGAAUACAUAAAGGAGUUAAACCUUAUGUCUGCCACUUAUGUGGAAAGGCAUUUACCCAGUGUAACCAGCUGAAAACACAUGUAAGAACACACACAGGUGAGAAGCCAUACAAAUGUGAACUAUGUGACAAAGGAUUUGCUCAGAAAUGCCAGCUAGUCUUCCAUAGUCGCAUGCAUCAUGGUGAGGAAAAACCCUAUAAAUGUGAUGUAUGCAAUUUACAAUUUGCAACUUCUAGCAAUCUCAAGAUUCAUGCAAGAAAGCAUAGUGGAGAGAAGCCAUAUGUCUGUGAUAGGUGUGGACAGAGAUUUGCCCAAGCCAGCACAUUGACCUAUCAUGUUCGUAGGCAUACUGGAGAAAAGCCUUAUGUGUGUGAUACCUGUGGAAAGGCAUUUGCUGUCUCUAGUUCUCUUAUCACUCAUUCUCGAAAACAUACAGGUGAAAAACCAUACAUAUGUGGUAUUUGUGGGAAAAGUUUUAUUUCCUCAGGAGAGCUCAACAAACACUUUCGAUCUCAUACAGGAGAGAGACCAUUUAUCUGUGAAUUAUGUGGCAAUUCUUACACAGAUAUUAAAAAUUUAAAGAAGCACAAAACAAAAGUCCAUUCUGGUGCAGACAAAACUCUAGAUUCCAGUGUAGAGGAUCAUACUUUGAGUGAACAAGAUUCCAUACAGAAAAGCCCUUUUUCAGAAACUAUGGAUGUGAAGCCUUCUGAUAUGACUUUACCACUAGCUCUUCCACUUGGGGCUGAGGACCACCACAUGCUUCUGCCUGUCACAGAUAAUCAGUCUCCUACAUCAGAUACAUUAUUGAGGUCAGCUGUGAAUGGUUAUUCAGAACCACAGUUGAUUUUUUUACAACAGUUAUAUUGAUGUGAGGAUUAUGGAAAUGCUAAGACAUCUCUGAUAGUAAAUAUAAAGGUCUCUGAUAAGGUGAAUAUAUUCAUAUUGAAUUACCAUUGAGUUGUGCCAUUAUUUUUCAUUCAUUGAAGUAAAAGCACCUGAUGUUACAUCAUGACUGUGCAAUGUUUGUUUUGGUUUUUGGUUUUUAAGUCUAGACUAUACACACAGCUUUUUUAAGAAUGAAUUAUACUGUGGUAGCACUGUUUUGGAUGGAUAAGUUUUGUUUUAAAGCUGCCUUAAUUCCAUUUUUAUUUUGCAUUUUAGAAUUGCUCUUC
Messenger RNA from Orycteropus afer afer, 2102 nucleotides. Lineage: Eukaryota; Metazoa; Chordata; Mammalia; Tubulidentata; Orycteropodidae. The record is from RefSeq and is a predicted model, not a curated record.